UCGAAUCUAUGUUAAAUUGUUGAGGUUUUAUUGCGCCGGCGACUAGUUGAAAUAACGCUCUGAAACGGUGCAUACGUCGAAAACGAAACAUAAGCGGCAAGUGAUUAAUCGUUUCCCCUUUUGUUUUUCUACAUUGACGUGCUUACAUAUAUAUAUAUAUAUAUAUAUACGUAUAUAUUUGUACGUAUUUAUGUAUAUUAAUAUACAAAUAUAACUGUGUGUGUGUGUGUGUGUGUAUAAAUGAUAUAUGCCUUAUUCUGUGCUAAAUGCAAACAAACUAAAUAAGCCAUAAAGUGAUGUCACACUCAUAUGCCUAUGCGUAUAUACAUACAUACAUAUAUGUGAAUUAAAUAAAUUUAUAAGAAAUGAUAUAAAGAGACUAAGAAAAAACAUCAGAAACAUCGCCGUUGUUUCAUACACGUUUCAGCUUUAUGAGUCUCGAAUUGAAAAAAAAAUUUGAGAGAUCGCUGACAUAGUAAGUAAAUCGUGUUGAAGUAUAAACUAUAAAUAAGUGAGCAAUCGAAAGGUUAUAAUAAAUUAAGAAUGGGUGAGCUCGAGGAAAAAGAGACCCCCGCAACUGAAAGUGCUACUCAACAUGAGAGUGCAGAAGAGCCCAAGGAGACGGACAAAAUGCUAGAGAAGAAAGAAGAAUCGAUUGAACCACAUUCAGAAAAGUCUGCUGAUAAUAAAAAGAAAUCGAAUUCCAAACCGACUACGCCCGUUAGCGAGAGAAAGGCUUCAGAUGAAGUGCGAUCCAAUGCGAGUGAAGAAAUUAUUGAUGUACCGGUAGAGAGCGACGCUAAAACAACACUCGACGAAGAAAAUCAUGACAACGGUGACGACAAAAAAAUUUCCACCGAGGAUCGGGAAGUUAAACCAAAGAAGAUCCCAAUUGGUGGGCUAAAAUUGCCCGGAUUUUUUAUGAAAUCCAAGCCGAGAGUUGACGGUGACGGUGCCGAUGGUGAACUGCUUGAAAAGGAGCACAAGGAAGAAACAACUAGUGAGGUUAAGUUGGCCAAAAAGGAUGAAAAGCCGGGAAAAAAUUUCGGAAAACGUUUACGAGAUUUUUUUGUACGCAAACCAGCGGCAGAAAAACAAGCUAAACAACAAGCGGCUUCAACUGGAGAUGCCGAUACAAAGAGCGAGGCCACCGCUGAAGCAGGGCCCGCAUCUGAGGCCAAUAUGAGAACAAACUCAGACGGUCCACCACCAAAACGCGGUUUAUUGAAUGCUAUAAAGCUGCCUAUUGCUAAUAUGAUACCGAAGAAGUCGCCCGAUGAUGAUGUAGAGUUGGGUAUGGGUAAAGCUGGUCUCGCUUCGAUGGAGACGUUAGAUGAUUCCCUCAAAGACCAAGACUGCAUAGAUAAAGCGUCUCCGAAGAAUAAUGGUGUAGACGAGAUCUCUAAGCUGAAAAAAACACCAAGUGGCGAAAUAAAGCAGGCCUCCGAAGAGAAAACAUUCAACGAUGCCGAGGAUAUACAAAUUUCGUUUUGUCAACGUUUACGUUCUUAUAAGUGUUCCGUCGACGAUGCUCUCAUCGCAUUAGGCAUCCUCUUAUUUAUAUUUUUGAUUGCUGUCAUCGGUUACGUGCUGUCAUAUGAAACUCUAACGUCACCGCCUAUACGAGAGGGCCGUUUUAUGGAUGCAGUUACCGGUUGCGGUAUGGUCGAGGGAUUAAAAGAAGACGGAGCCUUUGCCUUUCGUGGUAUUCCCUAUGCUUUGCCCCCAACUGGUGAUAGACGUUGGCGUUCAGCUCAAACUAUUGAAGGCAUUGAAGACUGUUGGAAUGGAACAUUGCAGGCACAUAACUCGAGUGCAAUGUGCACCCAGAUGUUAGGAAAUGGUACAGUUACAGGUGACGAGGAUUGUCUGUAUUUGGACGUGAUUACACCGCACAUUCGCUACGAUAGCCCGUUGCCUGUUAUUGUAAUGAUAAGCGCCGAGAGUCUAACCGGGCCUUCGCCGGGCGUGUUACGUCCAUCUGCACGUUACUCCCGUUCGCACGAUGUCAUUUACGUACGACCCAAUUUCCGUUUGGGAGCAUUUGGCUUCCUCGCUGUAGAAGUCCUUACAAAAGACUCCUAUCCUCACACGUCAGGCAAUUAUGGUUUAAGCGAUAUUAUCGCUGCCCUAAAGUGGAUCAAAUUAAAUAUUGUCCAUUUUGGUGGGGACCCCAAAUCUGUAACUAUAUUGGGUCAUCGAGCUGGUGGCACCUUAGUGACUGCGUUGAUUACCUCGAAAAAGGCUGAAGGAUUGUAUACACGUGCUUGGAUAUCAUCUGCUUCGGCCAUAUAUCCAGGUAAAUCAUUGGCUGAAUCAGAGAAACGAAAUCAGGAAUUUUUACAGGCGUUAGAGUGUCAAGACGUUAAAUGUCUACGAGCUGCCUCUGCGGAGAAAAUAUGGGAUGCAACCCCAGAUACAUGGCUGCAUUUUCCGGUCGAUAUUCCCACCGCAGUCGAGAAUAAGACCGCCCACCAUGAAUGGCUGGUUUUGGAUGGAGACAUUUUGCAGGAGCAUCCAGCUGAAUCAUGGAAAAAAGAGCAUGCCGGCGAUCCGGUUUUAGUUAUGGGUACCACAGCUCAUGAAUCUCACACUGAGAAAUUGCGCAGACGUUUCGCCAAUUGGACAGCGGAAGAAAUCAGAAAUUUCAUUGAGUCGUCAAAAAUUGGAACUCUUAAUUUGACUGACGAAGCCAUACGGCGCUACAAUGCCACCAAUUAUCCAGCCCUCGUGUCUAUGAUAACUGAUAUUCGUACCAUUUGUCCGUUAUUAAUUAAUGCCCGCCUUCAACCGUCUGCUCCCUUUUAUGUGGUCACCCAAGGUGCUGGCGAAGAGCAAUUGGCUAUUGUCGACGCUGACGUUCAGGCUAUUAUGGGACGUUACGAGCCCCACACAGUAGAACAACGACGUUUUGUUUCAUCCAUGCAACAGCUGUUCUACUACUACGUAUCGCAUGGCACCGUACCACAGUAUGAUCCGCGGAGGAGAGUAAUUAACGUCGGCCAGGAUCCACUGUCACAGAGCGAUUAUCCGAAUUGCAAUUUUUGGAUUAGCAACGACAUUGUGCCGCGUUACGCUCGUAUUGAUUAAAAAGACUUUGCCGAACGGAAAGGAUAUUCCAUGUUGCCGCCGUAACGUUAACUGGUAAUGACUGAUUUAGUUUAUAUGUGCGUCGCAUUUGACGCUUACUUUACUUUGUUCUUAUUACGCAUUCACGAUAGUUGUAGUUACAUCUAUUCGUACGCAUUGAAAUUUUGUAACAUUCUAAGCUAUCUCCCUUUCAUUUAAUUUUUUCCCCAGUUUAAUCUUUUUUUCACGAGAAUUCAAUAAUGAGAAUGAAUCUGUUUGUAUGUAUACUCAUGUAGUAUUUACGUUGGUAUUACACCACCAUUGUCUAUUUAGUUUAUAAGUGAUUCUAGCUUUUAUAGUUUUGUAAAUUUUAAUUAUAAGACUAUAUAAAUAAAAUAAAAAAAAAAAAGAAAAGAAACAAAAAAAAAAAAAAAACAAUUAAAAACAUGUAAAAGUAAUUGAUGACUGGAAAAGUUAUGAACUCGAUAAAGUUUCUUUAAUUCUUCUUCUUUUUUUUCUUCCUUAUUUUUAAUUACAAUUUAUACAUAUAUGUGAAUUCAUUCACACACAAACGUACGUACAAUACAAACGUAUUUUUGUCUAUAGAAAAAAUAAUUACCAAAAAAAAAAAAAAAAAAAAAUGUAGAA
Messenger RNA from Glossina fuscipes, 3717 nucleotides. RefSeq names its product neurotactin (gene Nrt). Lineage: Eukaryota; Metazoa; Arthropoda; Insecta; Diptera; Glossinidae. The transcript is spliced from 3 exons. The record is from RefSeq and is a predicted model, not a curated record. The coding region runs from base 544 to 3090 and encodes 848 amino acids.